CGACCGUCGUCGUAAGCGGAAGUGAAGCAAUACCGUGCUGGAUUUGAAUUGUCCGCUGCGGUGUGAAUCAAGUGUUCAAGUGUUCCAUCAGUGCAGCGUCUAGGGAUAUAGGCUCGAUUUGCUUUAUUGUGAACUCUUGCGGUGAGCGGUACACUUCGACCAGCCAGUGAGUGAACAGCAUCCCAUCCCACCUCAAGAUGAGCAGCUCUACCGGGGGAAGUCCCUCGAAGAAGGGCACAAGCGUGGACAUGCAAAUAUUUGCUUCCAAUGGCAAUACGAUCGUAGACGAGAGUUAUGAUCCCCAUCUCCACCGAAACCGACCGCACCCGACGACUAACUUUGAAACGUUGGUCCACCUGCUGAAGGGAUCGCUCGGAACGGGCAUUCUUGCGAUGCCGCAAGCAUUCUACAAUGCCGGCUACAUCUCCGGUGUCGUUAACACGAUCCUGAUCGGCAUCCUCUGUACGUACUGUUUGCACGUGCUCGUCCAGGCGCAGUACGCUCUGUGCAAGCGUCACCGAGUGCCGAUUCUCACCUAUCCAAUCUCGAUGAAGAUUGCGCUCGAGGAGGGUCCGGCAUGUUUACGACCGUUCGCACCAUACGCUGUUGUUAUCGUUGAUGGCUUCAUGAUCUUCUAUCAGCUGGGUAUCUGCUGCGUGUACAUAGUGUUUGUAGCGACCAACAUUAAGCAGUUGGUGGACUACUAUUGGCUGGAGCUGGAUGUGAAAAUCCAUUGCCUGAUACUUCUCGUACCACUGAUAGGCAUCAAUAUGAUACGCAACCUGAAGGUCCUGGCACCAUUCUCAACGUUGGCCAACUUGAUCACCUUCGUCGGCAUUGGAUUGAUAUUGGCCUACAUUCUGGAUGAUAUCCCACCGAUCUCCGAACGUCAGCCAAUAGCUGAGCUGGGCAAAUUUCCACUCUUCUUCGGUACCACACUGUUUGCAUUGGAAGCAGUAGGAGUGAUUAUAGCACUGGAAAACAAUAUGGCCACCCCGAAAUCGUUUGGUGGUACCUGCGGAGUACUUAACGUGGGCAUGAUAGUGAUUGUCUUCCUUUAUGCCGGUAUGGGAUUCUUGGGCUAUCUGAAGUAUGGUGCUGAAUCGGCGGGCAGUAUAACACUCAACUUGCCACAGGAGGAGAUCAUGUCUCAAUCGAUCAGAAUUCUGUUCGCGGUGGCCAUCUUCAUUUCGUACGGUUUGCAAUGCUACGUACCGGUCGAUAUUAUCUGGAAUGUUUAUCUGGUGGAGAAGUACCGUGACUCCAACAACAAGCUGGUAUACGAAAUGUUGGUCCGAAUCGUUGUCGUCAUUACAACUUUCCUACUGGCCGUUGCCAUUCCACGAUUGGGUCUGUUCAUUUCGCUGUUCGGUGCAUUUUGUCUGUCCGCGCUGGGUAUUGCUUUCCCUGCAAUUAUGGAGAUCUGUGUGCUGUGGCCUGACAAGCUGGGUCCGGGUAAGAUCACUCUCUGGAAAGACAUCAUAUUGAUCAUCUUCGGUGUCAUCGGUCUGGUAGCUGGUACAUACACGAGCGUGCGGGAUAUUAUUCUUAGUUUUAUGUAACUCGUCCUAAUUCGAUGUAUAAUCUGCACAAAGAAGGGUUCUAUGGCACAACACGGAAAGCUCUCGGUUAGAUCGCAGAACGCCGCUAAAGCGAACAACUUACAGGAACUGUUUACCGAAACCAGAAACAUAAACUAUUUAUAGCAAUCUUUCCUAGAUAAGACGGUUGUGCACUAAGCUUCCAUAGAUGAGGGCAUUCCCUACGCCAUUCGAGAUUCGGAUCCAACGGCAAGUGUAGUUCCUGUCUGCUGACUGGUCUGCCUCUUGCUGGGAAAUUCGCGUGCUGGUAGAGAAAGAACAUUUGUGACAUAUCAUUUGUAGAAUUGUAAAACAAAUACUCAACUUACUGAUUGUUAGCUUUAAUUAGCGACUCAUCUGCACAAGACAUGCGGCUGGGUAGCGCAAGAAGGACGUCUUUUAUGUAGUGCAAAUGAAAUUUUGUGUUUUUUUCUCACAUGUUUGUUUCUACCACAAACCACAAAGCAACCUCAAAACGAUGGGAAGACGACGAUAAAGCCUAUUUUGGUGUAGAGUUAGAUUUGCAUACAAACGCCAGGCGUUGAACACACGCGUUAUUCUUAAUGGCCGGUGAUACAGUUAGCUUUGUACAAUCACUCACAAACGUACUACAACGGCGAUUGCAGAUUAUUGCAGCGGAAGUAUUCGAUUAAACAAGCUCUACUAUGCAUGUGUGUAUGCUUUUACGCGGUGCUGAUGCCACCACCCAAAUAAAGGAUAUAUUCACGCGACCAAACUUGGCCCGGCCGUAGACAGUCGCAGGAAAGAAUCAUGCAGAGAGGAGAAAUUGUGUUUACGUUUUAUUAUAAAUAGAUUAUUACCGUUACACACUAUUAGGUCAGCAUCCGUUCUCCACUGCUAAGUGAUAUGAAAAUAUAAUUUUCUUCUGCCUCUAUUACAAUCUUCCCGAUGGGCUCAUCUUCAUAUGGAAAUUAGUAUUCUGCACCUAAUGCUACAACAUCUGUGUUAUAAAUAUACGGAUAAUUUGUACACCAGUUUCAUCCCCAGCCUUGCCGGCGAUCGAAAGUGGAGUUAUUUUUAAUUCAUUGUUUUUUUGCCGUCGGUUUCCGUGUUCCAAUUGCGUUUUCGUUGCGAGAUUACGUGGUAACCUCGGCCAAUAGGAGGAUCUUUUUUUUACUGUGUGUGUACGUGUACAUUUUGUGUUAUGUUUGCGUCGAGGGAUAACAUACAACAGAACAACGAAACCAUUCUUAACCGGCUACACAUUUGUUAUGGCAAAAAAUACAUGUCAAAGGUAUAAUGUUAAGGAAAAUUCAAUGCAAAGAAAAGCAGAACGAAAAAAAACACAUUAUGUCGAUUGUACCUAA
Anopheles moucheti is the source of this 2908-nucleotide messenger RNA. Its product is annotated as proton-coupled amino acid transporter-like protein CG1139. Gene Ontology annotation, cellular component: vacuolar membrane. Gene Ontology annotation, molecular function: amino acid transmembrane transporter activity. Lineage: Eukaryota; Metazoa; Arthropoda; Insecta; Diptera; Culicidae. The transcript is spliced from 9 exons. Gene Ontology annotation, biological process: amino acid transmembrane transport. Bases 198 to 1562 code for a protein of 454 amino acids. The record is from RefSeq and is a predicted model, not a curated record.